GACUGGGAUGAUUCGAAGACUUUGGGCGGUAGGAGGAGGGACCUCGCUUUACCUCAAUCCUCAAGGGACUGCUUCAAAACCGGACUUUGAUUAGAAAAAUCAUGGCUGAAUGGGAUGACGUGGAGAGAGAGGGAGAACCAAUGGGAAUGGGCUUUGUUGGAGGGUGCGUUGCUAGGGGCCGGGGUUCCGGGAGCGAGUGGAAGUUCAGUGACGGAGCGGGAGACAGGAGCGGCUGCUAGCUCCAUAGCAACGGCGCCCAAAGAUGUCCUAUUACAGCGUCAGGUCUGUAUUCCUUGGACUUACAUUAGUGGAGGUGGGAGCCAUAUUGAGGGAAUGUCCAGGUGUCCUUGAGGAUGAAAAUAUCAGCCUCCGACAGCAGAAACUGGAGAAACAGCGUGCAUUACUGGAACAGAAGCAGAGGAAGAAACGACAGGAACUUCUCAUGGUUCAGCCUAACCUUGAAGCCAAGCCACGGAGGCUGAAGCCAAAGCGAUGCGAGGAACAAUCACCAUUAGUAGAAUCCCGCAACAACAUCACCAGCAACAGAAUGUUAGACGCUGAAGGAGAUAGAAAGAAAUCUGACGAGGCGCAACCUCCUGAGAAAUCUUUACGACCAGAGAAGCUGAAACUCUUGCGAGAAGGUAACAAAUUGGACAGAGACAUCGAAAGGGACAAAGGCGAGCCAGCAGAAGGAGAUAGAAAAAAAACUACUGAGGUACAGCUUCCUGAAAAAUCUUUACAGCCAGACAUACUAAAAAGCGUGCGAGAAAAUAGCAAAUUGGACGGAGACAUCGGAAGGGAUAAAGCCAAGCCAGGUAUUGAUGGGCCAGGGGCCUUCAUAAGCAAUGAGGUACAGGAAGUUAACACCAAAAUCCAAAUCCUUUCAGUUGGACAAUCAGUGACAGCUAGUGAUGAAGUUGAAGCACCUGUGGACUCUGCAUCAAAACCAGACAUUCAAGAAGUAAUGGAACAAAGGGGAAUCUCUGGAAGCAUGAACUUUGAAGAAGCUGAUGAGGAGAAUGACAAUACUUCAAGCUCACAGAGUUACGAAAAUGUAAGGCCCUUGUCUGCCACCAGCAAGCAAUCAAACAAAGAACCAGCAGCUGCGUCGCUUCCUUCUCCUGGAUCCGGCUUAAGUUUGAUUGAGAUAGACAGUUUGGAGGAAUUUGCAUUGAGACCUGCCCCUCGAGGAACAACCAUCAAAUGUAGGAUCACCCGGGACAAGAAAGGAAUGGACCGUGGCCUCUAUCCAACCUAUUUUAUGCAUCUUGAACGAGACGAUGGAAAAAGGCUGUUUUUGUUAGCUGGAAGAAAAAGGAAAAAGAGCAAAACUUCUAAUUAUCUGAUAUCCGUUGAUGCGACAGACUUGUCACGAGAAGCUGACAGCUACGUAGGAAAAUUAAGGUCAAAUUUAAUGGGAACUAAAUUUACGAUCUAUGAUAACGGAGUAAAUCCUGCAAAAGCAGUUGGAUUGCUCGAUGAAGCCAAUACUAGACAGGAGUUAGCUGCAAUUUGCUAUGAGACCAAUGUCCUUGGCUUUAAAGGGCCACGAAAAAUGACUGUUGUCAUUCCAGGAAUGAGCAUGAGUCAUGAACGAGUGCCCAUUAGACCUCGCAAUGAGCACGAAAGUUUGCUAUUAAUGUGGCAGAACAGAAAUAUGGAAAACCUAAUUGAGCUGCACAACAAGGUGCCUGUUUGGAAUGAUGACACACAGUCUUAUGUGCUGAAUUUCCACGGAAGAGUCACACAGGCAUCUGUCAAGAACUUUCAAAUUGUUCACGACAAUGAUCCUGACUACAUUGUAAUGCAGUUUGGACGAGUGGCAGAAGAUGUUUUCACAAUGGACUACAAUUAUCCAAUGUGUGCACUGCAGGCUUUCGCAAUAGGAUUGUCCAGUUUUGACAGUAAAUUGGCAUGUGAAUGAGGAUAACAGUGGGUGCAGGCCUCCACUUUUUUUAAGAAGACGAAAACAAAAGGGACAUAUUUAUUGCACUGUGAUAGUUUUGUGGUAAUCAUGCAAACAGAUCUACUAUGGAAUUGAUUGAAAUCAAAAAUGGAAACAAAAAAAGGAAAUAAAAAUUCUCCAAAUGUCAGAAAUAGAUUCCCAAGUGGCCUAGCAAUCAUGGCAGGCCGAUCAUGCUUUUAAUGGACCAUAUUUUACACUGUUGUACUUGAAUAAGAUAUUCUGCCAAAUUGCAGUAUGCAUCUAGUAAUCACUGUUCACAUUUGCCCAUUGAGACAAAAGGAGAACGAUACAAAACAAGGAUGCAAACUAAAUAUGUAGAACAAGAAGAGCUGCCUGCUUAAAUUACGUCACAAAUGAAAUAAUGACAAGUUUGAAACCUUGUACAAUUUUAAUUUACAUAAUGUUGUGUUUUCUCUUUUUCUCGUCAUCCCUCCUUUUUGGAGGCAUUGACUUAUGCUAGGGCAGAGUUCCAAAGAUUGGAGUGGCCCCUUUUCAAUUUGCCAUUUUUCAUGUUGCACCUAGAUAGUAAAUGUUAAUAAAUUGAGUCAAGCUAACUUAGUCCUUAUCCAAUGUCCACAGAAAAGCACUUCCAGCAGUGUUGCUGGGUGGUCAGCAGGUCAAGGAGUCUUAGCUGGCAGCAACCGUAGAGCUCCCACUGGUGCAUUAGCUGAGAUCAGCUAUGCUAACAGAGUCCAGUGUUCUCUUUCUUUGCAUCUGAGCGCUUUGGGAUUAUUUCCAUUACAAAUGCACUAUAGCAAUGCAAGUUGUUGUUGAACUGAUGAUAUAUGGCUGUGGCACAAGGGGCAGUGCAUUUCCUCACUGAGACAUAGAACUAGCUACACAGAACAUGAUUAUUUAGAUACAUUUUGACCCUGGACUUUCAAAUAAAGAGGGCAUGGUCAAUAAAUUUGAGGUUUAAAGAGCUAUAACUUCAUGAAGGAUGAUUAGUGAUUCAGAAUGUUUAAUAUUAGAUAGAAGUACAUGAAUUCAAUAUCCCAUUCUUUUAAAGUUUAAAAUAUUAAUUUAUGGAAGAGACCCAGAUUGCCAGGUAAUCCUAAAUAUCAUUUCUAUACUCAUAUUUUAAAUUAAUUCCUUCUUUAUUGUUUUAUCUUUCAAAACUACUGAUCAGAGGAUAUCAGGACAGGGACAUUUUGUUUGGAGACCUAAAUUGACAUGAAAUUCUUCUUCUGGGACAUUGUAUACUAUGCACAGUGAGAGACACACUCCAUUCUCAUAACAGAGCUUUAUGGUAUCUCCAGAAUAUCUCUGCUUCAUUGCCUCUGACCAACAGUUGUCAACACACAGCACAGGACCAAGGAAGUAUUUAGAGAUAUUUCCCCAAGAGUUGACAUUCAACCAUCACACAAAAGGAAAUAAAGCUGAUUCCAGUUCAAUUCAUGUAUCUAAAUCAUGGCACCUGUUAUGCGUUAUUGUCUGUUUUGUUACCUUCACGCCAGCUUAAAAAUAAACUCACUCAUAUAAACUGAAAGGAGUGUGUUUCAAGGGCAAAACAUAUCUUAAUAGUUAUGUGACGUUAAUGAACUACCACUCUGAUCUCAUUAUAUAAUGUGAGUUCCUGUAUUCCUGCGUUGAAACACAUUCUUGCCUGUGUUUUGCCCUUCUGUAAUGAACUCCAGCCUAAGUGUUCUUGUUGUAACACGCUCCAACUUGUGUGUUUUCUUUUAUGGCAUGCUUCAUGCUGUGUUGUUAUCCCGAUGAUUUGCUACAACCAAUGUAUUUUUCCUAAAUGAUGAGCUCCAAUGUGUGUGUUUGUGAUAUAAUCUUCUUCAGCCUGUGUUCUCACCAUGACAUGCUUCCAGUUUAUGUUGUUUCUCUGAUACAUUCCAACCUGUCUUUCUUCUAACAUACUUUAGUCUGUGUGUCAUCACUAGAUGGCACAUUCCAGCAUGUGUAUUCUUAAUUUACAUAAUUUAGGAUUUUGUGGCAAUUAAACAAAAUGCAGUUCUCUACAUCUGAUACAUGCAGGAUUUUGUUUUUUUUUUAAAUCCUGGUAAUUUCUAUAAAUAUUUAAGCUUUGAUUCUUAGCCAAAUAGCUGCAGUAAAAUGCCUAAACCUAUUUUGCCACAAUGAUGGAUAAUUUUUAUUGCCUUUAUGAUAUCUACAUCACAUCCAUACUUGCACACUUCAAUAUGCCAGCUGCGAUGGUAGUUUACAGUGCUUUGUGUCUGUAUCAAAGAAAAAGCCAUCCUGUGAUGUUCUGAUGUACACCGACUAUGGAAAAUGUCAUUGAUAAACUAAGCAAAAGCCAA
Molecule: messenger RNA, 4236 nt
Organism: Carcharodon carcharias (great white shark)
Lineage: Eukaryota; Metazoa; Chordata; Chondrichthyes; Lamniformes; Lamnidae
Product: tubby-related protein 3-like
Exons: 14
Coding region: 263-1924 (553 amino acids)
Biological process (GO): protein localization to cilium
Cellular component (GO): cilium
Source: RefSeq, a predicted model, not a curated record